Messenger RNA from Blumeria graminis f. sp. triticale, 1566 nucleotides. Lineage: Eukaryota; Fungi; Ascomycota; Leotiomycetes; Helotiales; Erysiphaceae. The record is from the annotation of a GenBank genome assembly.
AUGGAGCUCACCUCCAACCAGACGUGCAAUACGACACUAGAAGUUAUGCGAAUCGGCGGCUCUGAAGUGGCACUCAUCGGAAAUCUGAGCUUUCAUGAUCUGGGUGUGAUUGUUGCCGCUUCAGCUGCUGCGAUCGCUAUCAUGACCUCUUUGUAUCUAAUAUUCAUGCAUGCCACUCAUUACACCAAGCCAAACGAACAACGACACAUCAUUCGAAUCCUAUUCAUGGUUCCAAUUUACUCAACGUCAGCUCUUCUCUCUUUCAUGUUCUACUGGCACGCAAUCUACUUUCAAGUUUUAUCCGAUUGUUACGAAGCUUUCGCUAUCGCCUCUUUUUUUGCUUUACUCUGUCAUUACAUCGCCCCAAACCUACACGAACAGAAGAAAUACUUUCGCAGUAUUGAGCCUAAAGACUGGGUAUGGCCGGUAGACUGGUUCAAAUUAUGCUGUAUCCGAGUCUGGAGAACACCUAGAAAUGGUCUUACUUGGUUCAACAUAAUCUGGUCCGGCGUUUACCAAUACUGCUUUAUCCGAGUUGCCAUGACAAUCGUGGCAGUAGUGACACAGUACUACGGAAGAUUCUGCGAAUCAUCUCACUCACCAGUCUUUGCACACAUCUGGGUCCUAGUAAUUGAAGGUUCAGCUGUCACUAUAGCCAUGUACUGCAUUGUCCAAUUCUACAUUCAGCUAAGUGCCGAGCUCGUAGCCCAAAAACCAUUCAUUAAAGUACUGGCUAUCAAACUAGUCAUUUUUCUCUCUUUCUGGCAGACCUUUUUGAUCAGUAUCCUCACUUCUGAGGCUUUUCAAGCCAUCAAGCCCAAUCCGACAAUCAGCUACCCGGAUCUUAAAGUUGGCAUUCCAUCCCUGCUGCUAUGCAUCGAAAUGGCUGUUUUCUCUAUACUCCACCUUUUUGCCUUUUCUUACAAACCCUAUGUCUCUGAGCCUAGUACCAUCAGUAACCCAAAUGACGAAGCAAUAACAAUCAUCGUUGGCCCCAAUCAAGGAGGUCCGGCAGGCCUGUUAGCACUAGCUGAUGCUAUGAAUCCCUGGGAUCUCGUCAAAGGAUUCGCGCGUGCAAUACCCUGGCUCCUGGUAGGCCACAAACAGCGCGACACAAACGGACCGCUAAAGAGCAGCGAAACGGAUCUUCAUCUUCACACCGAGAUGUCACUUGAGCCCCAACAUAGUCGACAAAACUCCCUGGCACCCAUGGGACCCCGUAGGCCAUCCCGGAACGUCGUCAUCAACAAUUCCGGUUUCAGCCCAGCUACACGUACAAACUCACGUGCCCUUCACGCUGGGUCUUAUGUUCCUGCAAGACAGAGAUAUGACAAUGAUGGAUACGAAAUUACGACGCAUGAUGGACUGGGAAACAAUAAAAGCUUAGCCUUGGAUCACAGAGAUGAUCCAUUCCAAAACCAUGUAAUUGAAGAACCCUUUACAUCAGAAUCUAUCAGUCAGGCUUAUUUGGUAGAAAAGCGAUUAGCUCGACAAAACACGAUUGCCUCGUCCCCUAUUCAGCAAUCAAUGGGCGCUGAUGAGCCCAAAAAAGGUGAUUACGAUUGA